This is a messenger RNA of Colletotrichum graminicola M1.001, 1737 nucleotides long. RefSeq lists its product as uncharacterized. Lineage: Eukaryota; Fungi; Ascomycota; Sordariomycetes; Glomerellales; Glomerellaceae. Gene Ontology annotation, biological process: regulation of nitrogen utilization; mitochondria-nucleus signaling pathway; negative regulation of transcription by RNA polymerase II. Gene Ontology annotation, cellular component: cytoplasm. The transcript has 2 exons. Bases 1 to 1737 code for a protein of 578 amino acids. The record is from RefSeq and is a predicted model, not a curated record.
AUGCCCUAUCCUCUCGACACCCACGUACUGACCGUCGACACCAACGUCAUCAACAAGGUCGACACCUCAAACCCCCAAAACCUUUAUAGCAUGUGGACCGUCUUCGCAAAGUGCGCAGAGUCUGUCGAGCAGGGCCGCAGGUUAGAGAACCUCAGCUGGCGUCUGUGGAACCGUGAGACCUUCUGCUGCACCGAGGACGAGCAAGCAUCCAUCACUGCCACCAGCCUGCCCAGAGAAAUUCCCAGUGCUACCAGAUUACACGACAUUCCUCAACUGUCCGGCAGUGUUGACUCGGAAAACGACGACGAGGCCGUCGACUUCACCUCACUCUCUGCCCCUCUCGAGAUUCGCCCCCGGAUCCAGAGGCAAGACUCGUGCGCUAGCAACCGCAGCCGAGGCAAGGAGCGCCACAUUACUUCUGGAGACUUUGAAAAGAUGGUCGUCUCCAUCAUCAAGGAGAACGAGCCCUUGUCCGCUCCUCUCCCUCAGAUCUCCUCGUCCUACGUCCCUCCACAGAAGGAGACGCCCGACCUGGCCCCUGCCUCCCCCGCCUACGAACAUUCCGGAUCUACCACCACCGAGUCCCCGUCCAAGUCAUCAGAAGAGGAGCACUCUCAGGAACCUGUUUCUCCCGAGAUCACCUCCCGCACCACCGUCGUCCGCGGCUUCUCUCCCUCACAAAUCCCCGUCUCGAGGCCCACCCCUGCCACCCCCAAGGUCGUGUCGCCUGCCGCCAUUCCGGAGCCCAGGUCCUCGCCGGCAGCCAAGCCUGUCCUGUCCAAGAAGCAGCCAGUGUUUUCCAUUGGCGAGUCCUGCUCCUCCAGCGAGCAGGGCCAGAGCAUCGAGAACCUGCGACCCAUCCCUGCGCCGAAGCGCAAGAUGUUCCAGGUCGGCGGUUCCUCCGAAGAGGAAAGCUCUCUAAAGAGCGCUCUUGCCUCUCAACCUAGCUCCCUCCUUAACGGCCAGAAGAAGACAGCUUCCUUCGCCAACCGCGUCUCCACUCGCACGAUUGACGACAACAACUCGGCCAUUGCUGACGACUCGGAGACGGACUAUGUCGACGAGAGCGCAAUUGACGACGAUGACGACUCUUCCGAUUGGGAAGACUCGGUUGAGGACAGCAACAAGUCCAGCAUCGACGAAAAGACCUUCUUCCAGCGCGUCGACUCCAAGGUCAACCUGACGUCCCGCCGCUCCCUUAUUACCCUCAUGAUUGAGCAGAACGACCGUAAGAGCAACCCCAAGGCUCUUGGCAGCAUUGCUUCUCAGUCUACGUCGGCAUUGCCCUGGUCUCGCACUAGCCACACGGCUCCUCCCACCCUGGCCGUCUCCCCCAAUGACUCUGACGAUGCCCCUCUCAUGAUGAAGAGGGGCGCUCGCUCCUCUCUUCUGAAGCCUAUCACCGAGAUCCCUCGGUCCGCCGCUCAGCCCAUCUACACGACGGCCAGCCACAGCCACCUCCAGGCCGCGCUCUCCCCCCGGACCACGCGUCGCAACAUGCUUGCGACAGAGCUGACGGAGUCUCUCCGCCGCAACCUCCUCUGGGAGCGGCAGCAAAAGUCAUCGACGGCCAAUGCGGUUCUCAAGAGACGGCACACAUCCCAUGACGUGGCCAACCUGAAGCAGUACCCCGAGAAGGUCUGCCUCAAGAAUGAGGAGGCGGCUCCUCCCAACAACCCCCAGUUCUUCUCCAAGGACACGGACAACUUUGGAGGCUACCACUCCAAGGGAUGGUAG